This is a messenger RNA of Heterobilharzia americana, 282 nucleotides long. The record is from the annotation of a GenBank genome assembly. Lineage: Eukaryota; Metazoa; Platyhelminthes; Trematoda; Strigeidida; Schistosomatidae.
AUGUGUUCAAUGUACAGUAUGAAAUCAGUUUGUUUCACAUCACACAUAAAGGCAUUACAUAAUGAAAAAUGGAGUCGAAAAGAAACGUUUUUAAUCUUUGUAUUCGAUGAUGAUGAUGAUGAUGAUGAUGAUGAUGAUGAUGAUGAUGAUGAUGAUGAUGAUGAUGAUGAUGAUGAUGAUGAUGAUGAUGAUGAUGAGGAUGGUUGGACUGAAAGGGUAUCUGAAAUGACGGAUGAUGGUGAUCUUUCUAAUUUAGAGGUUUAUGGAGGAUUUACUCAUUGA